AGCCUCGACGAGCGGAUCUUGGACGACGACGGUGCGACGAUCGUGGACGACCCACCGAAGUUCGACGCGCGCGCGCGAAGGUGUCUCCGCUCGGGUUCAGAUUUUUAUGGAUUAGUUAAUGUUUAACCGUCACACCGAUAAGCUCGGCGUUGGUGCGUUCUUCGGGUGGUUCUUGGGUUGUUCUUCCAGUGGGAAGUUCUGCGGUGGACGUUUUCUGGACGAAGGUGUUCGGUAGUGCUGUUCCAGCAGUGCGUUGUUGCGCAAGCGUUUCGUGCGUGUGUGUUAUCGAACUCGGUGGACGCUUGGACAUUGUUGAUUCAGGUGUUCUAGACAAGGUGUUGAGCGUGCUGGAACGCUUGGAGUUUGCAGCACUCCACGGAGUGAAAGUGAUUCGAUCUUACGAUCCGUUGAACCAAGUCGAAGAGCUUUUCGAUAAAUAAAACAAAGUGUUUGGCGUUGACCGUCUUAAGGAGUUUGUUGGAGUUGGAAAAAAAGAGCAGCUCUCUGCACACACGAGUGGCACCUUAAGACCCCCGCCGUAAACCCGUAGACACGUACAAUUAAAAGUGAAGUUGAGCACUUUUUCUUCGCGGUGAAGGCAAAAAUAAAAUAAUAAUAAUAUCCACACAACACACAGACGUACGCGUAAACUGCAAACGCACGGACUUGCGGGUCUUACGGAGAAGGCGUUCAAGUCCACGCGCGUCUAGAGUAGUAAAACCAGCUGAGAGUGACCGCUCGGGUGAAACAAGUUACUUAGCGAGGAAGAAACUCCGCGCAGAUCAUCGCCGCAUUUCGAAGUUAUUUUCACCUCGGUAUCGGAAUUUGCAGACGCGCCCCCCCUGCGUAAACGUCAAAACGGCGCCUUUUCGCCUUUCGACCAAAGACUUCGAGAAAUUUUAAGAAAAACUGAAUGUGAAUCAAUUAAAGCCAAACUAAACAACAAGACCUGCGAACCUGUUGUUGAGCUGACCAACCUGCUCAAGCUUUUAUGUAAUUCGGCGUCGUUUUUUUUGCGUUCGCCAUUGUUGAAGAGAAAGAAAUUUGGAUCGCGAGGAAUCAUUGAGUAGCCUUAAACCAUCGAAGACAAAAGGAACGAAAAGAAACGAAAAAAAAAACGGUAAUAAUAAAAAGAUGGGAAGCGCGCCUAAUUAGUGGAAAAUUAGAUAAAUAUUUCGUUUUUUUCGGUGCGUUUUGUGAGGCAAGUGUGCGUGAGUGUGUGCGAUCGUUUAGAAAAAAAAACGAAAAAAGGGAGAGUAAUAAUUCGAUUAAGUGAAAACGCUGCAAAAGAAAAGAAAAACGAGAUAAAAAUAGAGUUUAAGGGAAGAAGACGAAUUGGACUCAAAGAACCUCACGAAUAACUUCGGGGUUGAAAACGAAAGUGAUUGAUGUGGUGAUGAUUUGGUGUGGUGUGUAAAUACAGAGCGAAAUUACUGGCUUGUACGAGAAAGGUAUAAUUUCGGUGGAUGAUUUUGAAGAUUCUGACGAGGAUUGUGACCAUUCUUAAGGCCUGAGAACGGAGCAGUUGCUGGAGAUUUUUUGGCCCUGUCUUGUUUGCUGUGAACACUCAAUGAAUAUCGUAUCUUGGAAAGACUAAGUUAAAGACCCCGCGCCAAGAUGACGCGACUUGGCCUGUACUUCGCGGCAUCAUGGACACUGCUAUGCACCUACAGCGCCGCCCUGCCAGAUAUCCACCGACAGAUGUCUACGGCCCAGCUGCAGGAGGUGUUCCACGUGGACCACCCGGACGCGGUUCCACACUACGAGCUGAUCCAGCUGAUGCACCACACAAACCAACCCUCGGUUGGUCGCCGGAAGCGAAGCAUAGAGACAGGUCCCUCAAAAGGUGGCAAUCAGCUGGACGGUGGAGGGGGCGGGAAUCACCACGUGAAGAAAGAUCUUAGCAAAGUGAGGUUCAGUGAGAAGGCAAGUGAGAGUGCAGUUCCGGCCAAGAAGCGGACUGUGAAGCAGCCGGAAGCAACCGGCGGUGGGGGUAGUGUGAGUGAGCAGAUUCUGCCGGAGAUGCAACCCCCGGCGAAGCAGCCGGCAGAUAGUGAGAACAAGAUCGGGGACGACGUGAGCAUUCGGGACAUCAAGCAGCACCGGGUGUCGUUCAGUGCGUUCGGGGAGAGUGUCAACCUGACGCUGGAGAAAACCGAGGGGCUGUUCGGGGAGGAAGGACCGCACUCGUUGCGCAUGUGGAACGUGCGCGUCGACCCGAACGCGACGCAGGGUCUCGUGUAUGAGGAAAUACACGAAGAGAAUCCACCAGCAGAAGACUCUUUUGGUAAUAUUUACCAAGAUCAAAAAAAUAUGGCAGCUGUUCUGAUGCGGAAGCAUCUGGAAAGUGGCGAUCUUAUGAUGGAGGGUAGUAUAGGACAUCAACUUGUGAUAAAACCAGUGCCAACCGAAAUCUCCCAGGCGGAGGACGGUAGUGUUCAUCAUGUUAUUUAUAAGCGGACAGUGUCCGAGGAGCAUCACGACCACGCGAGCGACUACGCAUUCAUGGAGCCGGACCGGCUGCAGAAGCGAUUUCGCUCGAAGCGAAGUCCCCAAAGCGGCGGCUACUACAAAUCAUCGCGGGCGAUCGAUACCACCAUCUAUCCGGAGAUCCUGGUGAUUGUGGACUACGACGGCUACCGGUUACACGGCGGCGACAACGUCCAGGUCAAGCGGUACUUUGUCUCGUUCUGGAACGGCGUCGACCUACGCUAUCGGUUGCUCAAGGGGCCGAAGAUUCGCAUCAGCAUCGCCGGCAUCAUCAUCUCGCGGGGUCGCGAUGCCACCCCGUACCUGGAGCGGAACCGGGUGGGCCGGGACGCGAUCGACUCGGCCGCCGCCCUCACCGACAUGGGCAAGUAUCUGUUCCGCGAGCGAAGACUGCCGGUGUACGACAUUGCGGUUGCCAUCACGAAACUAGAUAUGUGUAGAAGACAAUAUGCAAAUGACGCGUGUAAUCGCGGUACCGCAGGCUUCGCGUACGUCGGAGGUGCCUGCGUCGUCAACAAGCGCCUGGAGAAGGUCAACAGCGUGGCCAUCAUCGAGGACACCGGCGGCUUCAGCGGUAUCAUUGUGGCCGCCCACGAAGUUGGUCAUCUCCUUGGAGCCGUCCACGACGGAUCCCCUCCACCCAGCUACCUCGGCGGUCCGGGCGCGGAAAAGUGCCGCUGGGAGGACGGCUACAUCAUGUCCGAUCUGCGACACACUGAGCGGGGCUUCCGGUGGUCACCGUGCAGUGUUCAGAGCUUCCAUCACUUCCUCAAUGGUGACACCGCCAGCUGUCUGCACAACCCGCCCCACGAGGACGAAGCGCUAGGACGGGCCCUGCCGGGGACGCUGCUGACGCUGGACGCCCAGUGUCGGCGGGACCGGGGCACGUCCGCCUGCUUCAAGGACGAGCGCGUCUGCGCCCAGCUGUUCUGCUUCGACUCGGCGAGCGGGUACUGCGUCGCGUACCGGCCCGCCGCCGAGGGCAGCGCCUGCGGUGAUGGGCAGCACUGCCUGGACGGCCGGUGCGUGGCCGAGCACGAGAACAUCAUCCCGGACUACUCCCAGCACACGCCGUCGUACGCACGGUUCAACCAGCAACAAGUCAAAUUAAACUACGACGACAAGUCGGUACAGCAGGAAGAAUAUUAUGAACCGUCUAGUAGCACGUCGUCCACGAGCACCACCACAACGACAACAUCCACCACAACAACCUCCACCACCACCACAACAACACCGCCGCCACCGCCACCGACAUCGACGAGGAAUUAUUACCAAUAUUUCAACCACAAAUCCACGAUGGAUGAUGAGGACAGACGAUACAAGAAUUUCAUGAAUGCCAUCAAACGAAAGCGAUUACAACACCUAAAGGAGCAACUGCAGCAGCAGGAGAUCGUCAGCAAUCAGCAGUAGUGGUAGUAGUAGUAUUGGAGGGUAGAGACUCUUCUCUUCUCUGUGUACCAUAUAGUACGAUAACUAGUAGUUUAAAGCAAAGUGCGACUUUCCUUGAACAGAUAAGAAUGCAUUUUCUGUUAACAAGUCUUCCAAAAUUUUAAGAUUUUUUUUUUGCUGAACAUUCACCAAAUCAUGUCAUGCAACACCAUAAUCAUGAGAGAACGCGACAAGUGAAAGCAAACAAGACAAGGAAAUUUAGAGUAAGUGAAGAGAAACGAUAAAUUAUGCAGCAAAACAUUCAAAAUAAUGUGAUAUGAAAUUGUGCAAAUAGGCGAAAGAACUACUUCUGCAGGAUAGUUGUUUCUUAUAUAAAAAACAUAUAAACAUACUUUGUUUUAGGUCGUAAGCGCAAAAAGAGACAUAGUUUUGCGAGGAAUUAUGUACAAUUUCAGCGUAGAAUGUUAGGGAAAACUCACAAAAAAAUGUGAAAUAACAAUAUUGUUGACGUCAAACUGUUUCGAUUAUCGAAACAAACAUGUUUUACUAGAGAAAACAAGAAAUUUGCUUGAAAUGAGAAAUUUUGAAACAAUCUGUGAUUUUACAAUGUCCGUCCGAAUUUUUGAGAAACCCGAUUUUGUCCAGUAAAAUUUCCAAAAAAUCUUUGCAAAUUAGGAGAAAUCUCUUAAAAACAACUUCUCAUUUCAAGCUCCUUUCUGCCAUCAAAGCGAAAGAAAACACGAUAGCCAUUUGUUUCAGUGCUGCAAGCAUUGCCAUAACAAAAACCAAGCUUAAUCAAGCAAAAAGAAAACUAACUUGAGCCCAAUCUUAGCCCCACUUACUUCGCUUUGGCUGAUCUCGCGAUCAACCGUGUAAAACCCCCCGAAAGUAGACAACCACCCGAGCAGAACGCGCGGGUAACCGCGCAAAUAACAAAUUGUGUUCUGACGAUCGAGCAAACUCGAUUACCACAACCUUACCCUAACUUUGUCAAUAUUAGAGAUCGAAAUUUACCACGAUCAUUACCACCGAGAAGAGUUGAGCAAAUUUGCUACCGGGUAGCAAAAAAGAAAGCAAAAAAAAGGCAAGCAAAUCAACCAGAAACUGCCCCCUUAACCGAUGAUUUCGUUUCGUUGAAAACCUUCGCAACACAAGCUGUGAACGCAAAAAACUGCCCAACUUAUGAAAACCACACAACGAGCAAAACGAAAAACAAGUUUUUCAGUGUGAUGUGACACUUCUCAAAUUUUGUUACGUUUAUUAUUUGAGAAAUUUGAAAGCGACAAUUUCUUUCCUGUAAAUAUGUACCAAUUUUUAGUGAUAAACCCCCUUAAAAUUAAAAGAAAAACUUCUCCGCUGCUUGCAAACGCUGAUUAGCAACGAAGAAACGAAACUCUUGUUGAAUGCUAGUGGCUCCUUAAGGGUUUAAACGUCAACACACAAAUAGAACCACCCCCCCACAUUUAAGUGGCCGGGGGUUCGAAAUUGCAACAAACGAUGCGUAUUUUUGUUAAUCUUGGAAGUCUUCCGCAAAAAGAACGUCUCCCAACGCGACACCCCAUUUACCCUAUUCACAACCCUUCCCCCAAAAAGACACACGUAGCCCUUAAGUAGAUCUUUAAUUUAUCAGUUUUUAAGGUGUGCUGUCUAGACGGCAAACAAACACACGGUACGUGAGUUAGUAGGGACUUUUUGGCAAUAAAUAAAACUGAAGGAAAAAGUGUGUUCUACAAAUAUGGGCGCGAACUCGCGUCAGUAGGAAACUGUUUCGUAUCGUUUCGUGUAAAAUAUAUUCUGAAUAAAGGAAACGAAAAAUUAAUACCAGAAGAGUAUUUUUUGAACAAAA
This is a messenger RNA of Culex quinquefasciatus (southern house mosquito), 5725 nucleotides long. RefSeq names its product A disintegrin and metalloproteinase with thrombospondin motifs 16. Gene Ontology annotation, molecular function: metalloendopeptidase activity. The transcript is spliced from 14 exons. Gene Ontology annotation, biological process: proteolysis. Bases 1618 to 3900 code for a protein of 760 amino acids. The record is from RefSeq and is a predicted model, not a curated record. NCBI's taxonomy places the organism in Eukaryota, Metazoa, Arthropoda, Insecta, Diptera, Culicidae.